Molecule: messenger RNA, 1620 nt
Organism: Symbiodinium sp. CCMP2456
Lineage: Eukaryota; Dinophyceae; Suessiales; Symbiodiniaceae
Source: the annotation of a GenBank genome assembly
AUGAACGCGUUUUUGACCUGGCUGCUGGUGACGGGCGCCGGCUCUUCGGAUGUCUCUGUGAACUUCUCUGAAGUGAUCCGGACUUCGCGUACUCUGACCACACUACAGGUGGUCUCUAACCCCAUCUUGGACCGCACCUUCGUUGCGCCUAACGGCACGAGCUUCGCGAAUCCGAUUCACGAUGCUGCCUGGGCCUCUUUGAAGGCUUUGCAGGCCGACUUGGUGCGCUUCGUGCCUUGGUUUCCUUAUCCCAAGAAGAGUGUGGCAGAGCUGGAUGCCCCCACUCAAGGCAAAACAUCCUGGGACUUUACGAACAUCAUGCCGCAGCUGGAAGACUUUAUGGAUGCGGUCUAUGGGCAGAAUCAUACUGUAGUUCUUAAUUUUGCAACGCAGCCCUGCUGGCUUUUCGGGGAUGCCAAGAAUCAAACACAAAACUGUUCGUACCCAUCAAACCCGGACGAGUCCUUCUUCGGAUACGUGCGUGGCGACAGGCGGAAUCUCCUUGAUCCAACUGGCAAGACCAUGGCUGCGUACUUCGGACGUCUUCUGUCAUAUCUUGUGACAGGUGAGUUCGUAGACGAGACUGGGAUCAGGCACACGGGGGGCCCUGCCUACACUCGCUUCAACCGCCAAAACGGCCAUGUCUGGGAGUUAUUCAACGAGGGUGAGCAUGGCUACACCGCUUCUGAAUAUAUUCAUGACUAUGAUGUGAUCGUGCCUGAGAUGAUCAGAGCCGUUGGCUGGGACCAUGCCCCGGCCUUCAUGGGACUUGGUGGUGUCUCUACAGAUUGGGUCCCACCAUUCUUGAAUCGUAGCAACCACAGCUCACCUGUUCCCCCGAUUGACUACAUCUCGGUGCACCACUAUGCAUCCUGCUCCAAUCGUACAGAUCCUUCUACUUAUUCCUCUGGCUUCUUUGGUGAUUUCGCAGCAUGGAUGAAGACUUUCAAAGAGACCGUGCUGGUAAUGCGUAGUUCGUCGUCGUUCCCUGAUGUCAAGCUUGAUUUGGACGAGCUCGGAGUCAUCAUGCCGGGCGACAACGAUCCAUCCCGGGGCCUCGACGCGGACCUUCCUGACAUCUACUGGAACGCCGCGGGGGCCGCCUACGCCUUCGUCUUUGCAACUUUGGCUCCCCUGGGUGUUGAAGUGCUGGGUCAGUCACAGCUGGCGGGAAGCCCGAAGAUCCCGGAGUGGGGGAUUCCUCUGCCGCAGUAUCCCAGUGUCAGCUUGCUAGACUGGCGAACGGGUCUGGGCAACGCUAGGUACUGGGUCCUGAAGCUCUUGAUCGAAGAGUUUGCACCCGGAGAUAAGCUGGUGUCGACGGAUUGCCAGUCCUCUGACGAUGCUCCAGGGCCGUUGAGUUGCAUGGGAGCCGUUGCAAAGGAUGGGUCCCAAAAGCUUCUGAUCGUGAACCACUUGAACGGUGUUCAGACGUUGAGGCUGAGCGGCUUCAAAGCCGGCAGUGUGGCAUUGAGAAUUGUUGAUCCCAAGUCUGUACAGGUGGCAAGUUCCAACGGCAUCCGUAACUCUACCAAGGAUGUCAGCCAGCCUUUUAGUUUAGAUGCCUUUGCAGUGGUGGUUGCAUCUCGUGGCCCCUCUGUAUCGGCGGUCUUUGUCUAG